AUGCACGACUGUGUCUUUCUCAGAUUGGAGAACCGUCUUUUCCACCAACUGUGCAAUCUGCGCAAUGCACAAUGCAUCAUCAACAGAAAAGCUCGAUUCUUCAAAGGUCAACCCGCGUUGGUCGACCCGAAACUCCCGGGCAUGCUUCUCACACAGAAGCAUAUACGCGGUGCAUGUUUCCCCUUCAUUCGAGCAUACUAUCAAACCUGGGGUCUUAUGAAAGUGGAUGCGGCCGAAGUCGAGAAGAGACUCGGGUCGAUGACCAUGAAACCGCCCGGCACACGCCGCAAGCCCAGAUUUGAGGUUGGAGCAGAAGCGUCUGUGGGAUGA
Penicillium alfredii is the source of this 330-nucleotide messenger RNA. RefSeq lists its product as uncharacterized. Lineage: Eukaryota; Fungi; Ascomycota; Eurotiomycetes; Eurotiales; Aspergillaceae. The transcript has 2 exons. The record is from RefSeq and is a predicted model, not a curated record. Bases 1 to 330 code for a protein of 109 amino acids.